Schistocerca gregaria is the source of this 11726-nucleotide messenger RNA. Its product is annotated as WSCD family member AGAP003962-like. NCBI's taxonomy places the organism in Eukaryota, Metazoa, Arthropoda, Insecta, Orthoptera, Acrididae. The coding region runs from base 1 to 1308 and encodes 435 amino acids. The record is from RefSeq and is a predicted model, not a curated record. The transcript has 6 exons.
AUGAAUGACACAGAACGAAAUAAUAGGGGCUCUUGUUACAUUGUUGCGCUGCUGACAGAGUGCUACAUCGCAGAUACGAGCGAACACGCCAGAGUCCUCACUGCACGCGAACUGCGCUGUCUGCCGCGAGAAACCUCUUUGCUCGUAUUUGUUUACUCCAUCCGCGGACUUCAGCUGUUUUCAGUUUUCACAAAGUUACACUUAUCACGGGCACAUGGACUGCGUGGAAUAAUCGGGUGGCUUUUCGUACGAAAGCAGGCGAUCGGCCGGUAUGGCAGCACCUGCGGCGGCGGCCCCCUGCAGAAGCUGCGCCUGCGGCGCGGCCGCCUGUGCGCCGUGCUGUCGCUCGUCUGCGUCUACCUGGCCGGCGUGCUGCUGCUCUCCUCCGUCUCCAUCGACCCCCACUACUACUCCAACGGCUUGGCACACAGCCUGCGGGGAGGCGUCGGCGGGCGACACCUGGGCAGCAUCGAGAUGCCGGCGGGCGCCAGGGGGCAGGCCGGGGGCGGCGUGGGCGGCGCGGGGCGGCGGGCGCGCAGCCGCCUCCACUGGUGCCGCCCCCUGCACUUCCUCAGCCCCCCGGGGCCCGUCGUGGCGCUCGUGUCGUUCCCCGGCAGCGGCAACACCUGGCUUCGUUACCUGCUGCAGCAGGCCACAGGCGUGUAUACGGGCUCGGUGUACAAGGACUUCGGGUUGCUGAAGAACGGCUUCCCGGCGGAGUCGGUGUGCAACGGGUCGGUGCUGGUGGUGAAGACGCACGAGAGCGGGCCCGAGGCUCGCGCCCCCUUCAGCCGUGCCGUGCUGCUGGUGCGAGCGCCGGCGGCCGCCAUCGUCGCAGAGUUCAACCGCCAGAGCGGCGGACACGUCGGCUUCGCCUCGCCCGACCGCUACCACCGCAACAGGGGCAAGUACUGGGAGUCGUUCGUGCGGUCGAUGGUGGGCAAGUGGCGGGCGCUGAACCUGGACUGGCUGCGCAGCUUCCCGGGCGAGCUGCUGGUGGCGCGCUACGAGGCGCUGGCGGCGGCAGACGGCCCCGCGCUGCGCGCCCACCUGCUGCGCCUGCUGCGCUUCCUGCGCGCCGACGCCGCCGUGUCGGCGCAGCAGCUCGCCUGCACCGUGGCACGCCGAGAGGGCAUCUACCGGCGCCGCCGCCGCGCCGCCGCCGACGCCUUCGACCCCUUCUCCGAGGACAUGAAGCGCGACCUGCGCGCCGCCGAGGACGAGGUCUUCGCCGCCAUCCGCGACUUCCAGCUGCGCCAGCAGCGCCUCCUGGGCGCCGGCGUCGACCCGGGGCCCACGGGCAGCUGAUGGCCGGCCGGCGCAGCUCGCGUCCCGCACCUGCCGUCGCCCGGCGGGCCGCCGCGGACGCACGAUCGCACGCGGUAUUCUUUUCCCCGAAAAGAUGCUCUUCCAUCCACCGCCAUCCUUCGUUUUCUCACUCGGUGGUAGCGAGUUCCUGCCGUGGAAACGACUUCGUGUACAGUGCAGCUUUGGCACCGCGGUGGUGCCUGACGGCGGUUCAGAAUCUUAAACACGCGACGAGAGAUCUCGUUUGGAGCAUCAGGUUCUUUUACUUUGACAAAUAUUAUCGUCGGUGUUACUGUCAUCCGGGUAGUCUGUUUCCCACUGUCUCGGGCCCUAUACUGCCGUGUCUACGACGUUAGCAAAACCACUGAUGCUAGGCGAGAGGGCUGACGUAGCACAACCCAAAUUUCCCCCACGUGUUCGCGCUUCUGUCCGAUUCUGCACUCUGUUGUUUACACCGUGACACCUCUACUCUCAAUUGACCACCAAUUACCCGCUCCGAAAAACGGAUCUACGGGUACGGGAAGAAUGUCUUUGGUGAGACUGGCUGACCACUCAAAAAGUUCAAUCACACGCGUAGCCAUCGCGUCCUAUUGCUACGAUACAUUCACCGUUCCCGUGGUUGUGAGACACCUUGGCCAUUUUGCUCUUCCUCUGCAGUCUCUGGACUGUCUUGAUCGCUAGUUUGCAAAUACUCGGCCAUCAGAAACAGAACAUGAGAGCGAUCCCGGGACAAAUGAAACGUCUGUUCCAGUUGCGCCACCACAACCCCAGCCGUGCUGUUGGUCUACACCCGACAGCUGCCUGAAUCUCGCUGACUGCAUGGCAUUGCCCAGUCUACCGACACGCCCUGUAGUAUUUCUCUGUUACCACCGUACUCGCCCGACACCUUCACGUUUCGCUGUCUAAAUGUUGGAGUGCUACUCGCCGCGUCCUCUUCUCCCUUUUGCAGCGCAAGGAGAACAAGUAGUUUUGUAUGCGCCGCUCCUUGACGCUCAACUGCCGUGUACUCGACGCCUACAAUGUUGUUGAGAAUACCACAACUCGUGCUACACACGAGUGAACAACAGUUUAUCCUAUACAGAGGUCACAGUCAUAUCAUUAGCGUACUAGAUCGGCAUACGUAAGUCUCCGUAUGACGGGUGAAGCGGCAGACACACUGGAUAUUUCUUUACUGCAAACGACCGACGCUAGCCGUACCGCAUUCGCGACCUGCAGACCUGCCUGGUUAGCAGACGUAAAACGGCCUACAGUCUUACAUCACACAGGCUCACACUUACCGCCUUCAUUCCUCAAGUCUGAGCCCAUAGGUAUUCUGUUCUUAUAGCAGAUAUACGACUGCUGUGACCUACACGACGGUUUCAAAGCUAUGUCGCUUGUGGUUGCAGAACCACGGUCCUUCAUAAUAUCUCCCGUCAGUUAUAAAAUACGACCCUGUGCUGUUUGCUACGUUUUCAGGAAGAAAUUCACGGUUCAAUAACAUUCAUUUUCGAAAUAUUAAUCGGCAAGUGAAGUAAUAGAGCAAAAUUUUCGACAAAUUACUUACGAUUUGUUAGUUUAAAAAGGUAUUUAUACGAUUUACAUGUUUUCUUUUCAUAAGAAAUUUUCGAAAUAAUUUCUUAAUAUAACUGCUUUUAUAAUUCUAGAACUACUGGAUAAUUCUUUCACUUUCUGGAAGCAGUUACAUAUAUUGUAACUUUUCAUUAUGUCUUCAAUCAACACUGCCGUCGAUUCGAGUAGCCUUUGUUACUAACGACUGUAAAAAUCAAUUUUCCACAAACGUAACUACAAUCUGAGGGAGCUUCCAGCGCUUCCAGGAGAAACUCAGCAUCCAGUUGCAUAUGGCUCGAUAACCUUCCAGCGGCAGCUAUCUACGUGUAAUGUGUAAAUGAUCGAAGCUGCCUGUACAUUCUUUCUGGCGUACCACGAACUUGUUCAAGUCCGCGGAAGAGGACUUGUCGCUACCGGAGGGGAUAAAACUGUUUUGUCGGCUGCCUUACAGUUUUUCAGUCAUCUAAUUACAGUUCAUACACCGCGCGAUGGUCUAUAUGAUCUUUACGCUUUUCCGUUUCAAACAAAAUAUCUGCACUUUGGUAUUUGUUAAAACAGAUUCUUCCGCAAAUCACGACGGGAAAGAAAAUUAUCUGAUUGUUUCACCGCAUGCAGCUACCCACUGUGAGCAGACAUUUUUGUGGACAAGUAGCUUCUGUAUAAAGAAUAUGGCCAGUCUUCACAUGCGGGGAUGUAAGAUGCGUUGCUGUAAUCGUAGAGAUUGUCGCGAAAUUAAAAAAAAAAAAAAACUUUACACAAGCUAUAACGGGGCUUCUAUAAACCAUUCAUUCGUUUUCGCAGUCUGUAUUUUCCAAAGUAUUACAUAUACAAAUAUGACUGAUGCCCGAACAUAACCGUAAGCUCACCAACUUUGUAUUUUGCCCUCUACAGUUGUUUUGUGAGUGCCCUUCUGGUCACACGUCCAAGCGGUAGUCAGGUUCGUUUCGUAACUUAAGUAGCAACAUCCUGUCAGCGGUAAUCAUAGCAGCAUGGAUGCGUUCUCUGAGCUGCUCCAGUGCUCCCGCAAGUCUAAAUAUGUAAACACGGUUCUUACUGGCCGCUCCAGAGGGAAGAGUCACGACGUGUAAGGUCAAGAGACCUGGGGGAGGGGACCAAGGGAACAGUCCUCUUCGCCACUACACCCAAGCCACCGACGCGGAAAUUCUGUAUCGACGAACAUCGGGGCGCCAAUGAGGGGGUGCCCCGUCUUUUUGGAAGAUGGCUGCAAUAUAUCAAGGUAAGGGCUACCCGGCGCAGUCUUCUCACACAAGAAGAGCGACCCACACAGCUUUGGCUGCGACACUGAACAGAAAGCAUUAAGCUUCGUCAAAUCUCAUUCGUGCGCCAAAAUCCCCGAGAAUUUUCAUUGGCCCACACUCUUAUGUUAUUUCCAGGUAAAUGGACGGUUGUUUCGGCGCUGAAUAUCAGCCUGGAGGCGAAAUGUUUAUCCUCAAAUGCUUCCUGCACUGUGAUCUAAAAUUGAAGGCUAUAAUCGUUGCACGAGGUGCAGACGGUAAGGUUUGAAAUGUAACCGCCGUCGCAAAAGCUUCCGCACAGUUUCCAGCAGUAUUCCUAUUCCCGGCACGAGAGGAUUCCUAAUUUUUUUGGACUGGGUACCAAACUUUCCCUCAUCCUCUCCACGGUAGCAUCUGGCACAAUUGCAGAGACAAACAUGUGUCCUCGAAUUGACGAAAGCGACACACAACGCCCCGUUUACAAGACUGUUGUUUUCCCAGAGUUCCUUCUGAAUGCUCGCCGCACUGUUGUUAACAGAUAAACACCACACAAGAACUCCUGUCUUGCUUUGUGGCCAUUUCGUCGGGGCUCUGUACUUUAAACGCCAAUUGGUAGACAAAACGCAAAUUCGGUGAGUUUACGGAUCCAUUCAUCCAUCAGUCACGUUUGUACGUACAUGUACAAUCUAAGGAAAAGCUAGACUGCUACCUGCAUGUUAAGUUGCAGGCAGGCACAAUUAAAAGACACUUAUACAUUAGCUUUCUUCCACAGUCUUCGUCGGAAGAAGAAACACACACACACACACACACACACACACAGUGCUUGGGUGAAUGAAUGUAUACAUGUUCCUCUUUCUUUUUCUGAUGAAGGCUCUGGCUGAAAGUGAAUGUAUAAGUGUCUUUUAAUUGUGCCUGCCUGCAACUUAACGGGUCACCUUUACGGCCGGUAGCAAUCUGUCUUUUCCUUACAGUGUUGAUAUUCCAGCCUGAACUUUCCAUUGUCUGAUAUUUAUAAAGAUAUUGGAAACUAUAGAACUUUGAAAAGGAUGGUUCAUUUAUAGCAUCCCAAUAUUUAAAUUACAUUUCUAUAAGUAGUAAAUUUAGGCAACAAAUUUAUUUUAUCCUUAUAUAGUUAUCAGGAAUCCCUGAGAAACAAUCGCAUGACAGAACUGUUUGAUAACAAAAGGCUAAAUCCACACGUAUUUUUACGAUUUCUGGUCGUGGCUUCUAGGAGAUAAAUUGUCGGCCAUGUAGACACAUAACUCAUUACGCUUAUCUACCAGUAAUCUGAGUCAUAAAAACAUCGUGUAAGAACCUGAAACGCUUACACAACUGCAUACCAGGAUAUGUUAUCGGUUCCCACUUACAAUGUUUAUAUAGCCAGUUCUUCACAACCUCUUGAAACUAAAUAUCUAAACAAAAGACAAUGAGGUGAAAUUUAUUCUCACGUUUCGAAUUAUCAAAGCAGGUUUUGGAACUGAAGCUCUUUCUAGAAUGGUUACUUCUGAACCGAACGUGAAAAAGUCUUCCUUCUGAGUGCAUUAUUAUCUGAUGCAGUGAAUGUCGGCGAUACUGUCAGAUUUCACAACACAAAUGCCAUCAGAAAUUCCCUGCAUAAAAUAUCAGCGGCUGUGAUGUCAUCUUCGUUGAUAUAUCCACACCAUCAGCACAACACCACGUACAACGUAAAUCCUGCACAAUUUCCUGUUUAUUCAAAUCAUUAUUUACUAUUUGAGUAAAGCGUAUUUUUUCCCGUAAAGACAAGAAGAAAACCGGUGUACACACAAGAAGUUUACGGGGCUUCCAGAGAAUCUGCUGUAAGUCCUUUGUUACUAUUCACAUGCUGAAAUAUUCAAAAGGUGAACAAUCUAUGCUAGUCACAGCGAGUGAUACAAGAAACGAAGUAUAAAGUUGGGACUUUAAACAAGACCAGCGAAACUUCUACAGUAAGAUAACAUAAAGUACAGAAGUAUUCGAGGCGUUCUGUAAACGUUUAGCAAGAGUGGAUCUCUUGCAAGUGGAAGCGAGGCAAGAUAGAGAAACAACGGAGAAACAAGAAAACUUGCGAGACCCGAAACGUUGGUGUCAUCACUGCCAGCGAUAUACAACACAACACGAUAACAUUUCCCGGAAGCACGCACGUCAACAGAAAAUUUCCCUUUUUCGUCCCGUAAGUGGAUCGUGCCUGGUUUUGGAAACACAGUAAACGUAACUGUUGAAACACCGUACAAGCAAUGGCCAACGCCACAGUGUGUGCGAGGAGCGAUGUUCGUUCAAAGAGCGCCACGCAGAUUCAUGGCCAGUGCAAGUAUUACAUUUAAAUUUUUAAGGCACAACUGCCUACAGUGUGUGUCAGUAUUUAAAACAUCGAAAACUUCCUUGCCCACCGGCAGGCAAAAGUCCUAUCUUACUUAUAAAAAUUCAAGUGACAUCUUUCAUAAAAUCUUUGCAAGAGUUUUUGUUUGUAUACAUACAUAAAAUUGUCAAGAAAUGAUCACCCGAAAUCUGUUACAAUGAAAAUUGGCUAUGUAACUCAGCACAAAAAUGGAUUUUCAUUUUCAUUUUAAAGAAAAGUUCUUGUUAGUUGCUCAUCCGACCAAGUGCGAAUACGCGCAACAUUAGAGAGAGUUAAAACUUCAGAAAUGAAUUUGCAAUCUCAGUUCACAACAUAAGAAAGACUCACGGAUCAUCACUCACUCGACCUACAGCGAAAUAGGUGUAACAUUAGAUUAAGUUAAAAUUUCAUAAACGAAAGAUCGUCAGAUAACGUGAUAAACAGGAAUGGGACAUUAUUUUAUUUUAUUUCGACUGAUGAACAUGUCGUAGACAAGGCUAAAAAAACUAGUUACGGUUACUUGUUAUCUGGUUGUUAAUCAAAAGGAUUGGGUUCGACCUGUUAUUGACGUAAAUUACCAUUUCUUCGAGCAUAUCCAAAUUAGCACCCCAAUUGUCAGUGUGAAAUAAUAAUUGACAAUUUUCACUGGAAGCUAAAUGAUAAUUCUGUUCCGUUAAGUAGUAGCCCAGGCACACAAGGUGGCGCAGGCCAUUCAUUGCUUGUACGAUACUUCCAGUUAGGUUCGAACUGUGCAACUAAUGGCGCUUCCUGUUAUUCUGCACAUCAGUAUUGAGGCUAUUUGACUUCUACAUGCAAGUCUCAUGUAUUUGUGUCUAAAAUGAUGGAUUAAACCAGAAACGCGUCAUGACAGUUAAGUAGCAAACUCAGAAAACUGUUUUUACACAUAACACAGCCUUUUUAAAUUCUUUCAAUACGUAGUUAUGUUCAUAACUAUUUCAUGCCUCUAGAAGGACUUUCAGUCUGUUUCAGAAUUAAAAGACUGUCCAAUCACUCACACACUCACUGAAUAAUAGACAUAUCAAAAACCAAUGUCAUUGCCUACAAAUGAGUUCGAUACAAAAAUUAAAAUCUAUACGUAAUUUGACAGCGCACAGGAAACUGUUACAAAUAGUUAAUUAGCGGAAAGAAAUCUCCUUUCUGAGAAUUAAGUAACGGUUUCAUCGAGAUGUAUAGCUGUUUACAACGACGUAUAAUAUGCAAGACAUCGUGUCUUGGUGAAAUGUCGAUAAUUUCCAGCACGUUUGGAAGUAUCCGUCCGGCAAAUACUCUGCUUGGAUACACGCUGGCCGCUGCAGAAGAAUCUCUCAUGUCUGUACCGUGAGAGGGAGGGCGAGAGCAUUCUGGCUCAGUUUUCGGAUUGCGGUCAUUAUGCUGAUUGCGGAAAACUACUUGAGGAAAUCAAAGGAGCAUUUAGGAAAUCGCAAUUAUUAAAACUUGGGAUGAGUCAGCUAUAUUUGGUAUUGUUUUACAGUUUGAAUUGAUUCCGGUUAAAUCUGCAGUGAGGUGUUCCAAAUGAAACAAUAAUUUAUACUUACUAGCGCCUUUUUUUUUUAAAUUUAGCCACCGUUAUGUGAGGAAUCUUUUAGAUUUUUCAAAACAUCGGUAAGUUAGAAGCUCUCAAAUAAUUUGGUAAUACUUUUUCUCACGAGGAAAUGAAGUUUUACCUUAAUUUGUUUUCCGAGUUUAAUUUUCCGUAAAGAAAAUGUAAUAUGAGGAAAUAAGAAUAAUAUUCUGUUUAACGAAUUUGUAACCGAUUUAUUGUUGCUACUUUUCUCAAUACUCUGGAGUUUUCCCGUGCCAAAAAUUAGUGGAAUUCUGGAAACUGUUUUAAUCACUGGAAUAGGCCUCUGGUAACCUGAGUUUGCUCCGAUUUAUGAGUGGAACUUCGGCGUGCAUGAAAAGAAAACUACCAAAAUUUCGUACUUUUUCUGGUCUUCAAAUUCCCAUGAAACUAUGCAGUUAAUGGAAAAAACCAAAUUACCGGAAAUGUUGAGCAUUAAUUUCUACGUCGGUUAAGUACCAAAACUUUAGCAUUUGCUUGACGCGAAAUUUCAGACGAGAACAGUUGUACAGCAUCCAAUUGUGUUUUCAAAGAGUUAAAGAAAGUGACAAAAAACCUAGAUGGUAAGUAAAUAUUGUCAAUAUUCAAUUAUAAGUAAGUCACAUAGUUAACCUCCAACAUCAACUUUCUACUUUCCAUUCAAUGAUUUUUUUCCCAUAUUCGCUUUCUUAAUUUUGUUAUUGGUACGUAAUCCUUGAUCUACGCGUUAUCGUGAAAAUAGUUUUGAAAACCGUGAAAUUAACAGAAUAAUAUUAUUGUAUAACGUUACAUAGUGGACGAAAUACUUGUAAUUAUCUAAGUGAAAACAAAUACGUUAUGUUUAUUAUUGUUUUAAGAGGAAUUAAAACAUAGUUCACCUAAUAGAAAAUUGAGUUACAUAUGAUUAUAUGAAAUUGCUUUUAGGUAAUACAAUAAAAGAAAAUAUCUUAGAGUAAAAGAUUAAUCUUUAGCUAUCUACAAUGCGUUUUUCUUAAUUUUACAAUAUUAUCUUUUUUAAACGCUUGGAGGACGAGGGUUCAAAUAACAUUAGACCUAAUUCUUUCAGUUAUUCUGUAUUCAUAUCCGUUGUGGGAUCCAUUCACCUCCUUCCAAAAUCUCAUUAUCUACGUCACAAUCAUCAGAGUUAAUAAUGGGGAUGUCAGUUAGAACAUUGAUGUAGGGUUGGCCUUUGCACAGUUUGCAAACGGCGGUACCGUUAAUGCUGUUUUCCAGCAGACAUCAUGUACAAUAUGUGCAGUAAGUGGUUUUGGAGAGUUCCUUGUGUGCUGCUUCCUUAGGUAUGGGAACUGGUAAGAGACUUGAUUUUGAAGCCGUUAUUUACUUACCAGCUAGGUUUUUUGACGCUUUCUUUGACUCUUUGAAAACACACAUCGAUGCUCUACAACUUUUCCCACAUGAAUCUUUACGUCAAAUUGGCCGAGUCUCAGAUGCUUCAUGUUUUAUAGCGACGAAACGAGGUUUUUGAAAAGUGUGAAAAUUUCCGUUUCAUGGCGUAAUUUUUCUAAACGAAGUUUUAAUCAAACAGCAAUGUUUCGGAACUUAGUCUAUGCAGAAUUUAAUGCCCGACUUUUUUCGAUUAUCGCCUAGUUUCAUAGGAAUUUGGAAAGAAGAAUCAGGAAAAGUCCCAAAUUUUGGUGAUAUUCUUUUCAUUGUGGCUGAAGCUCCAGUCAGAAAUCGGGGUAAGCUCAGAGUAUUCACAUCGUAUCAGAGGCCUACUUGAGUGAUUGAAACUCUUUCCCGAAUUCCACAAAUGUUUGGAAGGCAACCUCCUUUUUGGAGCUUAUUUGACUGGCCUGUAUUGGUUGUCGGUCUCCUUCACCCGCAAGAAGUCUUCUGCCUGGACUCAAGCGAAAUUGUAAACUGUAAACUGGAAAACAGUACUUUCACUGAUAUUUCGAAAUUUUUUCCAAAAAGGCUUCCAUUUGCAAGUCGGUCCCUUAACAAAAGUGAAAAUGAUCUCGACUCCGAAAAGAAGGUGUCGUGCGUUCCGCGUAACAACCGAAAAUAGACUUAUGACGUCGCCUACCUUUGAAUCGCGGUUGGAGGGUCUCGAACCCCUCACAUAGCUCUCUCGGUGAGUUAGUUUAUUUUAGUUGAGGCAGAAUAUGAAGCGGCUGAAAUAGGUGCACGCGAGCAAGAUAGCUGGGGAAAAUGACGAAAUCUCACAAAAAGUUACUAAAUUAAGACGGUUGCAAAGUCGUAAAUGUGAAGAUCAUUAUUUCCGCCCGAGAGAGCUUGAAAGAUGACAGUUAAAGGCAUGUUGACCCUCUCAAAGAGCGCUAUAAAGAAAUGGCUUCAGUCAAGUACUGGUGCCGAAAACCCACUUCCUGGAGGACCAUUGUGAUGAAUAUCACACGUUUCUCAUCUGACUUCCACAAAUGAAGCAUUAAAAUACGAAGACCAAACUACAUCUAACUUACCACGUAUAUUUGAGAUUAUACCAUGGGUAUUUUAAUCUAAGACACCAGGGCUAACUUCAUAGCGCACAGUCAUUCUCUGUAAGACAUCCGGUUCCCACUCUUAGUAUCCCAUUUGAUGAAAGCUUCUUUUUCUGUGAACUGAAAUGUGAGCUUAUCAAGUUUUCUAAGUGAUCGUCUAUCAAGGAAUAUUUCUAAAGUAGGUCAUUUUUUGCUUGACUGUUACUCCCCAGUAACUUUUUUGUCUUCCAACGUACAUCUUUAACUACAAUGUACGACAAAGAUUUCUGUCGAAAUGUGUGCCACCAACAGCUGUACCUUACAUAGUUUCGAACCGUUUUACGCAGUCACCUUCCACCUUCACAAACCACUGACAACCAAUGAGAUUUAGACCCCUUCCUGGCUCUUCCCAUCGGUAGAGGUGGCCACACACCUAAUGCAAACUCGACAAAUUUGCAAUGUGUAAUUAUUUUGAACAGGCAUGGAGAAAUCCCUUUGCCUUCACUCCGAUCUGUUACAUUUCCUAAUAUUACUAUAGCCGAAGUAUUCGUGAGAACGGCUGUUUCGCAAGCGGAAAGUCGAUGCCUGGCGUAGAUAACUGCACGGUACUAUCAUGUCACACUGUGUCUGAUGUCACUGUGAAAUAACAUGCACGCUAUUUCAGCCUGUUUACAAUUAUUAUGGUUGGAUCCAAAUCUCGAAAUAGGCGAAACAAACGUCUCAUUAUGACGAAUGAUGUGAUACGGCAACAGUAUUGUUUACGGCCUCCAUUCUUGUUAAAUGUUGUGUAGCAUACGCGCAAACAUAGUUGACACUCGGCGAGGUGGCUGAUGGGAGCGACCGUAAAGGCGUUUCCCACAUCAGCCGCCGUGCCAAGUGUCAACUCUGUUUGCGCGUUUAAUAGACUUUCUUUAACGGGAACAUUUGUAUUGAGGUAAACGACACAGGGUACCGAAUCUGUUAAAAUUCUUGAUUUCCAAAGAAAUUAUUCUGAUUUUUAGCUGUUUGAUUAAGACGUUUUAUCUAUAAUGGUAGCUACUUAACACUUGUUAUCAUUUGUGUAAUGAUACCAAUGAACAGAUGGUUUUCUUCACAAAAGCUCUUCCAACACUGGAAACUGCGAAUUUAUCACGAAAGCAUUUAUUCCGACAGGAACAAGAUGACAGAACUGAAAUUCCUUUAUACGAGGUGGUAUGUGAACACAAACUGUCGAAGGCCUUUAAAUAAAACUUAUUUUGUCUGUUUUUUGUGUUUAUAGAGUUUAUACAGUUGUGUGCAAUAAAUCUGUUGUGACUUUCUCA